Molecule: messenger RNA, 768 nt
Organism: Penicillium soppii
Lineage: Eukaryota; Fungi; Ascomycota; Eurotiomycetes; Eurotiales; Aspergillaceae
Product: Aldolase-type TIM barrel
Exons: 2
Coding region: 1-768 (255 amino acids)
Biological process (GO): GTP biosynthetic process
Cellular component (GO): cytoplasm
Molecular function (GO): IMP dehydrogenase activity
Source: RefSeq, a predicted model, not a curated record
AUGGACACGGUGACCGAACACAAUAUGGCUAUCCAUAUGUCUCUACUGGGUGGACUGGGGGUUAUCCACAAGAAUUGCUCGCCAGAAGAUCAAGCUGAGAUGGUGCGCAAAGUUAAGCGGUAUGAAAAUGGAUUCAUUCUCAAUCCAGCUGUGUUGUCCCCCACUGCGACGGUCGAAGAUGCAAAGAAGUUGAAAUUCAAGUGGGGAUUUGGAGGAUUCCCUGUGAUGCCACCCCAACGACCUAGUGACAGCAAUCAUGUCAACAGAUUCAGCACUGCACCCGCAGGAACCACCCUCGCAGAAGCUAACAAUAUCCUGCGCAGAUCAAAGAAAGAAGAGCUUUCAAUAGUGGACAAAAACGGACACCUUAUCUCAUUGCUGUCCCGAAGCGACUUAAUGAAAAUCAUUCACUAUCCCCUAGCCUCAAAGCUAGAGUCCAGGCAACUCCUCUGCGCCGCAGCCGUGAGCACCCACGAAGCCGACAAGCAGCGCCUGCAACAUCUCAUCGACGCAGGGCUCGACAUCGUCGUCGUGGACAGCAGCCAAGGCAACAGCAUGUACCAGAUCGACAUGAUCAAAUACAUCAAGCAUCAGUUCCCACGGGUAGACGUGAUAGCGGGAAAUAUCGUGACGCGCGAGCAAGCCGCCGCACUGAUCGUGGCUGGCGCAGACGGACUGCGGAUCGGGAUGGGCAGCGGCAGCGCAUGCAUCACGCAAGAAGUGAUGGCAGUUGGGCGGCCGCAGGCUGCAGCCAUGCGAAGCAUGUGA